AUGGCGUCUUGGGCUGCCUUGUCGCCCAGCAUCGUAGAGUAUUUCGAGGGCGAGGACUUCUACCGCUGCGGCUACUGCAAGAACGAGUCGGGCAGUCGCUCCAAUGGCAUGUGGGCACACUCCCUGACGGCUCAGGAUUACCAGGACCUCGUGGAUCGCGGGUGGCGGAGGAGUGGAAAAUAUGUGUACAAGCCUGUCAUGAAUGAGACAUGUUGUCCUCAGUACACAAUAAGGUGCCGGCCGUUGCAGUUUCAGCCAUCAAAGUCCCACAAGAAGGUUUUGAAAAAAAUGUUGAAGUUUCUGACUAAAGGGGAAAUUACCAAAGGAGACGGUGAGGAUGAGCCCAUGGAUUCCACAGUGGAGCCAACUGUUGCAGGGGACUUCGCAUUAAUCAAUAAAUUGGAUAUACAGUGUGACCUCAGUGCACUAAGUGAUGACCUCAAAGAGAGCUUACAGAGUGAAGAGAAGCAGCAAGGCAUAACCUCGAAGAAAGAGGAGCCCCCUACAUUAAUCCAGUCACAGCACGUGGAAGAGAAACUGGGCUCUGGUGAGCCGUCAUGUCCCGUUAAAGUCCACGCCCCUCCAAAGCCAGGUAAAGGUGCUGAUUUGAGUAAGCCUCCAUGUAGAAAAGCAAAGGAAAUCCGAAAAGAAAGGAAAAGAUUAAAGCUGAUGCAGCAGAACCCUGGUGGGGCGCUGCCUGGACCCCAGCCCCAGGGUGGCCCCUCACCCUGCACGCCACCAAAGGCCAGAUCCAACCAGCCCAAGUCCCUGGAAGAUUUAAUUUUUGAACCUCUGCCAGAAGGUGCACUACACAAGCUAGAGGUGAGGUUGGUGAGAUCAUCUCCACCAAGUUCUCAGUUCAAAGCCACAUUCCAGGAGUCUUACCAGCUCUAUAAACGUUACCAGAUGAUUGUUCACAAGGACCCAUCUGAUAAACCAGCUGUGAGCCAGUUCACACGGUUCCUCUGCAGCUCGCCUUUGGAGGCCGAGCAUCCCCCGAAUGGGCCCGAGUGCGGCUACGGCUCCUUCCACCAGCAGUACUGGCUCGACGGGAAGCUCAUUGCCGUGGGGGUGGUGGACAUCCUCCCCUGCUGCGUGUCGUCUGUGUAUUUGUACUACGAUCCCGAUUACUCCUUCCUGUCCCUGGGAGUCUACUCUGCACUGAGAGAAAUUGCAUUUACUAAGCAACUCCAUGAGAAGACGUCUCAGCUCAGCUAUUACUAUAUGGGCUUCUACAUCCACUCGUGUCCCAAAAUGAAAUAUAAGGGUCAGUACCGACCGUCUGAUCUGCUGUGUCCUGAGACGUACGUCUGGGUCCCCAUUGAACAGUGCCUGCCCUCACUUGACAACGCCAAGUAUUGCCGCUUCAACCAGGACCCGGAGGCAGUGGACGAGGGCCGCUGCGAGGCACCUGACCGCCUGCGGGUGUUGCACAGGAAGGCCAUCAUGCCCUACGGGGUGUACAGGAAGCAGCAGAAGGACCCCAGCGAGGAGGCCACUGUCCUGCAGUACGCCAGCCUGGUGGGCCAGCGCUGCUCCGAGCGGAUGCUCCUCUUCAGAAACUGA
Messenger RNA from Elephantulus edwardii (Cape elephant shrew), 1566 nucleotides. It is a transcript of the gene ATE1, whose product is annotated as arginyltransferase 1. Gene Ontology annotation, cellular component: cytoplasm. The transcript has 12 exons. Lineage: Eukaryota; Metazoa; Chordata; Mammalia; Macroscelidea; Macroscelididae. The coding region runs from base 1 to 1566 and encodes 521 amino acids. Gene Ontology annotation, biological process: protein arginylation. The record is from RefSeq and is a predicted model, not a curated record. Gene Ontology annotation, molecular function: arginyl-tRNA--protein transferase activity.